CGGGUGAUCUAUAACAAUAGAGGUGUGAGCUAAAACACUUGAUAAUAUAUAACACAUAUACGGUCAUUUCCACCCAGAACCUUGUUGAAGUAACAUUAUUAACCUGUACAGCAGCACUCACAGUGAAAUAACAAUGAAUAAAAUUCAUUAUGGAUUUAUAUUUACUUUUCUCAUCGAGAUAGACGGUACUUUUGUUGACCUUAAACAAAUACAAAAAGCUAUUUUGCAGUGGAAGAACCAAAAUUCAUUUAAUUUUGCCGAGAUUGGUGUAACGAGUAACGGUAUAUUUGAUUUUGGAGAUGUGAAAAAUAAAUUAUUACAAUGGAAAACACAAAAACUAUCACAAUUAUGUCCAUCUAAUGGACCACAGCUGCAGAAUUUGUUGAAUUUAGUUUGUAGCACAGCGCAACCCACUAAUGUUACUCUGAGAGAUGGAUGUAUAACAUGUUUUUCUAGAGUUACAUCUAUGCCCGAGGGACCUCAAGAGCUUAGUGCUUUAAGUGCCUGUGCUGUGCAAUAUUUUACGAACACUUCUUAUGCAAGCUGUGCCACGGCGUUAAUGGCACUGUCGACAUCUGCACUUAAUGUUCAGCCAUCGGGAUGUUACAUGGGUUAUUGCGAUUUUGUACGCUGCUUAAGAAGAGUUAAUUCUAUUAACUUGGUAACACAAUGCACCCGAGAAGCGAGGACUGGUGUAAAUAUAACUUUGGAUAGCGAUAACGUUCGAUUUUAUACUAAUGUAACGUCGUGUAUUCUUGCAAAAACGCGAUGUGGGCCUUUUAAUCCAAUUACUGGAGAACCUCAAACUCCUGGUUACACUUCAUCAGGAGUAAGAGUUAGUAAUGCCCUUCAGUUUUCUAGUACAGGUGAACUUAGGGUACUAGCUUUUUCUACAACUACACCUGUAAAAUCAUCAUUUUGUUCAACAACAUCUAAUUUAACGCAAACUAGCUGGUUAACUAACGUAUGUUAAAAUUAAGCGUGAGCAAAUGACUGAUUAAAGAUUUUUCUUAAUAAAAGUUUUAUUAUUUUGUGAAUUACUGAGUGAUCUUUGCCUUCCCGCACCUCGUGUGUUUUAUGAAAAACAACGUUUGUGUGUGUCAAUGUCACUGUCAUCAACUUUUUUGUAUUUUGAAAUGUUUACAAUUAGUUAUACUAUUUUCAUUUGAUUAAAAACCUGCUGUUAGCGAUUAAACUGAUCUUGUUUCCUGAUAUACAUCGAUAGAUAAAAAUGGGGCGAAAAGUGGUGGUAGCGGUGUGCACUCUAAAUCAAUGGGCCCUGGAUUUCGAAGGCAAUCUGAGCAGGAUACUUCAAUCAGUGCAGGAGGCGAAAGAAAUGGGGGCAUUGUAUAGAACCGGUCCUGAAUUGGAAAUAUGUGGCUAUAGCUGCGAAGAUCACUUCCAUGAACCAGAUACAUACUUGCACAGUUGGCAAGUAUUAGCAGAGCUAUUGAAAUCGUCAACAUGCAAAGAUAUGCUUAUAGACGUGGGUAUGCCUGUACAGCACAGGAAUGUAUCAUAUAACUGUCGAGUCGCGUUCCUCAAUAAGAAGAUUCUACUAAUCAGGCCUAAGAUGAUGUUGUGUGAAGACGGAAAUUAUAGGGAAACUCGAUGGUUUUCUUGUUGGACAAAGGAGAGACAAGUAGAAGAUUAUUAUCUGCCGCGGAUGAUUACCGCGAUCACGAACCAGACCACAGUACCCAUCGGUGACGCGGUCAUCGCCACAAGGGACACCUGUAUCGGCUUCGAGAUAUGCGAAGAGUUAUGGAAUCCUCAAAGCCGGCAUGUUCCCUUAAGUCUCGACGGAGUAGAAAUAAUAUCUAACGGUUCAGGCAGCUAUAUGGAACUAAGGAAGGCUUACGUCACAGUGGAUUUAGUGAAAAAUGCCACAUUUAAAAGCGGCGGAGCUUAUCUGUUUAGCAACUUGCGGGGAUGUGACGGCCAAAGGAUAUAUUUUAACGGCUGCUCGUGUGUCGCUGUUAACGGGGAAGUGGUCAGCCGGGGACUUCAGUUCGCUUUGCACGAUGUUGAAGUAGUAACCGCAACAAUAGAUUUAGAGGACAUCCGGUCGUACCGCACGCAGAUCCGUUCCAGAUCUCAUUUGGCAGCUUCUAAUCCGCCAUUUCCUAGAAUAAACGUUGACUUCGCUUUAUCUGAUGACGAGGAUAUACAUUUGACUGUGAGCCAGCCCAUAGAAUGCAAAUAUUUGACACCGGAGGAAGAAAUUGAAUUAGGUCCUGCCUGUUGGCUAUGGGACUACCUGCGGCGAUCAGGCCAGGGCGGGUUCUUCCUGCCGCUGAGUGGGGGCGUGGACUCUACCAGCACCGCCUGCAUCGUCUUCUCAAUGUGCACGCAGAUAUGUGACGCGGUACAAAAGGGAGAGAGUCAAGUAUUAUACGACGUGCGUAAGAUCCUCUGCCAGUCGGACUACACGCCCUCAGACCCCAUGGAGCUCUGUAACCGCCUGCUGGUGACCUGCUACAUGGCCUCAGAGAACUCCAGCCAGGAAACUAAGCAACGUGCUUUACAGCUUGCAAGUGAGAUCGGCAGUUAUCACUUUCCGAUAGUGAUCGACUCAGCGGUGAGCGCAGUGCUCGCCAUAUUCACCUCCGCCACCGGCCUCGUGCCCAAGUUCCGGAGCAACGGCGGCUGUCCGCGACAGAACCUCGCCCUGCAAAAUAUACAGGUGUCUCAAAUGACGAAGGACAAACGUGCGUCCAGUAUGGACCGACCAGUGAAGGCUGACCUCGGCAGUAACUCCAUCGCGUCGCUGCCCGCACCCUUCAAUAUGCGCAGAGACAGGAAAGGAGUACUUAUUUAG
This is a messenger RNA of Papilio polytes (common Mormon), 2821 nucleotides long. RefSeq names its product probable glutamine-dependent NAD(+) synthetase (gene Nadsyn). The record is from RefSeq and is a predicted model, not a curated record. Gene Ontology annotation, biological process: NAD+ biosynthetic process. The coding region runs from base 1232 to 2821 and encodes 529 amino acids. Gene Ontology annotation, cellular component: cytoplasm. Gene Ontology annotation, molecular function: NAD+ synthase (glutamine-hydrolyzing) activity; glutaminase activity; ATP binding. The transcript is spliced from 16 exons. Lineage: Eukaryota; Metazoa; Arthropoda; Insecta; Lepidoptera; Papilionidae.